Messenger RNA from Chaetomium globosum CBS 148.51, 930 nucleotides. RefSeq lists its product as uncharacterized. NCBI's taxonomy places the organism in Eukaryota, Fungi, Ascomycota, Sordariomycetes, Sordariales, Chaetomiaceae. Gene Ontology annotation, biological process: sucrose biosynthetic process; fructose metabolic process; gluconeogenesis. Gene Ontology annotation, cellular component: cytoplasm. The record is from RefSeq and is a predicted model, not a curated record. Gene Ontology annotation, molecular function: fructose 1,6-bisphosphate 1-phosphatase activity. The transcript has a single exon. The coding region runs from base 1 to 930 and encodes 309 amino acids.
AUGGGGAACACAUCUGACUCCAACCAUGCCUCUUCCUCUCUCAUCCAGCAUUUACGAUCCGUGCUCCCCCAAGACGGAUCCCGAGAGGCCCUCAUCACCUCAGUCAUCCCGAAGCUGCUCCAGAGUGUAGCUGGGGUAGCCCAGACACUGCGCAGUUCACACAACGUUUCUGCUGUGGGCACCGCCAACACCUUCGGCGAUGAUCGUGUGUCCACCCUCUCCCACCACCACAAGGCAUCACUAGUAGAACUAACACCACUAGAACUCAACGUUGACGUGGCAGCCGAGAACGUCAUCCGCGAGGCCAUCGCCCAGUGCCCGUCCAUCGUGACCGCCAGCAGCGAAGAAGAUCCCAUUGAGCGCGCCGUCCAGCACACCGUUCCCACCUCCAUCUCAUCCACCCAGGAACAAUACACCCUCGCCUUCGACCCCCUUGAUGGCAGCUCCAUCAUCUCAGCCAACUGGACAGUCGGCGCCAUCUUCUCCCUCUGGGACGGCGCGACCGCCCUCAACCGAAACCCCACCACGCGCCAAGUAGCCGCCAUCCUCGGCGUCUUCGGCCCACGAACAACCGCCAUCGUCGCCCUACGCACCCCCAACACCAGCACCCCACCAACCUGCUUCGAACUCGCCCUCUCCCCCGCACCCCAAUCCCAAUCCAAACCCACUUCCCCCCCCACCUGGCACCUCACCCGCCCCACCCUCACCCUCUCCCCCACCUCCCACUACUUCUCCCCCGCCAACCUGCGCUCCGCAGCCACCUUCCCGGCCUACCUCUCCCUGAUCACACAGUACAUCACGCAGCGCUACACCCUCCGCUACGCGGGCGGGCUCGUGCCGGGACGUGGCGCACAUGCUGGUGCGCGGCGAGGGGCUGUACGUCAGCCUCGUCACGGCGAGGGAUGGGGCCAAGUUGCGGAGGUUGUAUGA